This is a messenger RNA of Osmerus eperlanus (European smelt), 1827 nucleotides long. RefSeq lists its product as uncharacterized. The transcript has 5 exons. Bases 462 to 1379 code for a protein of 305 amino acids. The record is from RefSeq and is a predicted model, not a curated record. NCBI's taxonomy places the organism in Eukaryota, Metazoa, Chordata, Actinopteri, Osmeriformes, Osmeridae.
GGAAGAGAGGAGGAAAUAUGUUUCCCCUUCUGACCUCAGCCCCCCUUAUGGUCAGUUCAUGCUCAUAAAAAUGUGCCAAGCUCACAACAUCUUUAUUGAGCAAGGCAGUCUCAAUGUUUACAUUUGGGCAUGGGGUCUGUGACAUUACACAGUCUAGAAGGUGCGAGACACUUGUCUGUGGCAGCAAACUUGUCUGACUGACAUUGUUUGUCAAACACAAAUUGGCCUCGAAGCCCAGGCAAUAUGGACAGUUUAAUGACCUGGACACCUCACAUCUCCUCUCAUCUCAUCUAACUUCAUCAGAAUCAGAGAUGUGAGAGUCUAAGAGCUAGCUAAUAACUUGUGGGAACUAUUUUCAGAUUCCUCACUUGAGCAUCAUAGAUGUGGUGAUUGAGCUGGUUCUGCUGCGCCUGAUCGUGUUUGGCUAUCGCCAGUCGUGUUUCAAAGGUCCAGAUUGCUUCAUGCUCCAGCUAUAUGCCCUGGUGGAAGCCUUCCUCCCCCAGGACACAGAGGGAGCCCCAGGGAAAACAUACCUGAAGAAACUGAAGAACAUUUUCUUGGACUUCCUGGACAAAAUCUUGGGUUUCCCAGAAGCCCUCUACUCCUGCCAGAACGACUUGGUGCCCAAACUAAUGCACCAUCUUGGGGCCAUGUUUUCCAAACUGCUCAGGGUGGAUGAAGACUUGACUGAGGGCCAGGACCAGGACUCCUCUAAGGAGGAGGAGGACAUGACUGUGGACCAUGACUGGGACAAGGACUGGGACCAGGGUCAAGAUGGAUGCCCAAACACAGACCUGGACGAGGAGCAGGACUCUGAUGAUCCUGCUGGUCAUCAGCACCGUGACGCAGGAACGCGGGAUGGUUAUGAUGACCAUGAAGGACUUGAGAUGGAGUCUGCUGGCUUGGAAAAGGCCGGUGGAAUUUACAGCUCCUUCAUCACAAACACAAGCUUGGAUGAAGGACUUGAGAUGGAGUUUGCUGGCUUGGAAAAGGCCAGUGGGACCCAAUCCUCUUCUUCAUCCUUCUACUCCUCCUCCAGCUCCUCCACCUCCAGGGGCUCCAUGGCUCGGGCCCCCAGCCCAGUGGGAGAUCAUCUGGGGCCGCUCGGAAAGACCGACCCCCCCAUCCUCCGGAGAUGGUUCACACUGAAGAAAGAGAGGACGUCCAUCAAGGAUCGACAGACUGCGGCUGCCAAGGGCAGAAAGAGAAGCAGGAUAUUUAAGACCAACAAAGUGUCUCCCCUCAGCUCUGAACGUCCAGACCUUGGUGAGUCCUCCAUUGCCGGAGGAGAGGAGAAGAAGAAAAAGACAAAGUCCAUCAAAGCUUUCUUCCGGGGGAUCUCUGUAGCUCUCUCCAGGGCUUUCUGCUUGCCUGCAUGAUGGACAUUCACCAGUAGAGGGGGCCACCUGCUCACUCAACUGGCUGCAGCGGCAGAGAGAGAGUCAGCAUCUGCCUGGUCGUGGGUCUGCCAACGCUGGACCUGGUCGCCAGUGGACGUCGAUCUGUGACAGUCUGCCAAAGCUGGAUCUAGUCGCCAACCGGAAACCAGACUCCAUGACAGACGACAGCGAGUUCCCGGUCCCUUUCCUCACCCCCCGGCCUGUGAUGCAGCGCCGAUCACAUCCCCAGCCCUGUGGCUACCUCUGAGUAUACUGACAUUUACCAACUGACCCAAGUUGAACACUGGAUGUUGGUGUUUCAACACCCAUUGACACUUCCCUGCUGUAUGAGAAUGCUAAGUUCUGCACCUCUCUUUCACCAACCAUAUCUGGAGUUUCUGACAUUGCUUGUAAAAAGGGCUAUACAAAUACAUUUUGAUUUGAUUUG